UUCAUAAUAAAGCUUUGUUGUUAGUUUUUAUAUAAUUAAGAUCUUAUAUUCUUGAUCCUACUUUUAUUUUAUCAGCAUAAUUCGACUUUUUAUCGAUAUAUUUAUGCACUUUACUUGGACUGUCCCAUGCUUUCUUCUCUUUUAAAUUUUCUUUGGAUAAAAAAUAAAUAAAAAACUCCAAUGUAAAAAGUUAUGUUUUAUGAUUUAUUAAUACUUACUUACAAAGGUGAUUUAUUUUUUUCUCAUAUUGCAUAUGAUUUUUGAUACCUACUUUUUAUUGUUAGUUAAGAUGAUUAUCUUAUUUCAAUUGUCUUAUUUUUAUAUUAUUCCCAUCUAUCUAUCGCUCUUACAAUAUUUUAGGAAGCGAUUAAGGUAGACGAACUGCGGUUUUAGGGUGAAUAAAUUACUGGUUUAUUCCUAUUAUUUUAUUUUUAUUUUUCCAAGCAUAGCAUUUGCAUUUUACAAGUAAAACUGAUGACCAUUAUUUACGAGCCUACUAAAACAAUCGAUUGUGUGGAAAAGCAUUGUUUAUUUAUUAUAAUUAUCACAACACUAGUUGUAAUAGUUGCUGUCAUGUAAACUGACUAAACUGUAAACUUGUCAUUCAAGCAAAUGUCAAGCUAGAGUUAAAUCAAAUGUACGAAAAAGAAACAAAUCUUAAUUAUUUUUGAAGAUACAAAUGGCAUAUUUGUAAAAUUUAGUUAUUUAACAACCUUACCUCACACUAAGUUUUAUUACCAAUUAUUUUCAUGGAUGUGAAAAUGUUCUAAAUACCGGACGAAUGAUGGAUCACAAAGAUGGUAACGGUUUACAGUCGCCGAGUAACAAUACGGUCUCGGAUUAUGAUCUGCAAUUGCCAGCAUGGAGCUUAGAGUGCCUAAAGGCGGCGGCCGUCCAACAUAAGCUCCAGCGGCCAAGGAGUCUGGCAUGGGCCAUACUGCUGAAUGCCCUGCCUCCGCCAAAUGCUGAUAUUGCUGGCAGCCUGAAAACUCAUAGGAAUUUCUAUAACGACAUAAAGUCCAAGCUGUCGAUGGACCCUCGGACCGUCAUCGGCGACGACCCUUUAUCGCAGAAUGACGAGAGCGCAUGGAACCAGCAUUUUUGUGACAACGAACUUAAGGCAUUGAUACUACAAGACGUGGUCAGGACGUUUCCUGACGAGCUCUACUUUAGAGAUAAAGACGUUCAGGAUAUGAUGGUGCAAGUAUUAUUCUUCUGGGCGCGCUCUCACGCCCACGUGGGCUACCGGCAGGGCAUGCACGAGGUGCUGGCGCCGCUGCUGCUGGAGCUGCACAGGGACAGGACACACGCGCCGAGAGACCUGAGUAAUACAUUAAAAUAUAUCCUGGAAGAAGAAUAUUUGGAACAUGACAGCUACAUGAUGUUCAGCGCGGUGAUGAAGGGUCUGGAGAAGUUCUACACGACGGGCGACGUGGUGCCUUCGUCCUGCGGUCGCCUGCCUGUCUCUAAAGUCAUCCACAACCCGAACGAAGUAGUAAGAUAUUUGGACAAGGUGCGAGAAGAAUGUUUGACGCCGCUGGACAACGAAUUAGCCACACAUUUAGCUCAAUGUAACAUUUCUAUGGAACUUUUUGGAAUUCGGUGGCUCCGGCUGCUGUUCGGGCGCGAGUUCCCGCGCGCGGAGCUGCCGGCGCUGUGGGGCUUCCUGUUCGCGGACGGGCCCCUGCUGCCCAACAUACACUAUGUCGUCGUCGCCAUUUUGAUAGCAAUGAAAGCUACGCUAAUGGACGCGGACUCGGGCGUGGUCCUGUCCGCCUUGAUGCGGCCGCCGCGACUGCCAGCCUCGUACGCGUGCGCGCUCGCGCUGCACCUGCGCCGCCCGCUGCGCCACCCGCGCCCGCCGCCGCCGCCCGCAAGGGACAAUGACCAAGAUAUGUCGACGUACGGCAGGGCCUGGGCGCCGGAGCAGCAGGGCCACGCCUGGGGCAGCGCGGGCUCGGAGUCGGGCUCGGAGGGCGUGGCGGAGGGCGCCGACGUGGCGCGCUCGCUGGCGGCGCUGGGCCUGCUGCGCGCGCAGCUGCCGCCCGCCGCCGCCGCGCUGGCGCGCGAGCUGCGAGACUCGCCGCCGAGCGUGCGCGCGCCGCUGCAGACGAUACUCAAGCUGGCAGCUCUUCUAGAAUGCCGCAACCACGCCCUCAUCGACGUAGAAACUGCCCUCGAGGCGGCCGAAGCGGGCACCGAGCAAAUCGGACGACGGAAAAUAGUUCCCGUCAUAGUCAACCACAAACCACAGCCGAAACCGGCGGCUAAAGUUAAAGAAGUGCCGUUAAAACUGUUCCAUAAGACGGAGUGUUUCAAUAGUGAUCUGCCGUGCUUGGACCCGCUGAGACUUAGGACUGAAUGAUUAAGGGAGUUAUAGGGUUAAGUGAAGUGAAGUGCAACUGUAUUAAAGUGAUAACAAAUAUAGUGGUUGGUGUAAACGGUUAAAGUGAUGAAUUUGUGGGAAUAAAAGUUUCAACAGGACGAAAUGAUUGAUUAAUAUUGGAGAGAUGGUACAAAUAGUUGUUUUUUAAAUACAGAAAAAUGUGAUUAACAGUCACAAUACAACUCUAAAACUCAUUAAGGAUAAUUACAGGAUUUAAAAGAUAUAAGCAGAGCCCGUACAUUUCAUACCGUUGACGCAAAAAUAACAUAAUUUAAUAGACAUAGACAUAGAAAUUUUUUAUUCAACAUCACAUGAAAUGGCAGAGUUAAGAGACAGUGACAUUUAAUACAAAUAAGCCUUAAAUUCAGACUUAAAAACUAAGAAAUUGAGUUGUAUAUAUAAGGGAGAAAUAUUCAUGAGUGUUAAAAAGGAGCUUGCCUCAGCAUAGUGUUGCAGUGUAUUUACUACAACGCUGGUUUUCAGGCAGACCCUUGAUAUAUUAUCCCUUACUCGCUGUUAGUCGGAAACUAAAUGGCUUAGAGUUAUGUUAUUAUGUUUGAGUGUACACUAUAUGUAUUAUAAUUUGGACAAAACAAGUGCUAAUGUGGUGUGAGCUAAAAUGAAAAAUAAAGUAUAUUAACUUAUAAGAUUGAUACGAGAAAGAUAACAUAAUGUAAGAUAUACAUGCGUGCAAAUAUACUUAAAAAGGUAAAAAUUAAUAAAUAAAGACAUAAGGGAGACAUACAGGGAGUUUUUUUAUAACACUACAAAUUUAGAUACUUAACUUACAAGUAUAUAUUGGCACGUAGAAAAAUAAAUACCUGUUACGUAAAAUACACUGUUAAAAAACAAAAAAACGUAUUUUUUAAUAAAUAUUAUUUAGUUGAGUGACAAUAAGAUGCAAGUCAGACGUUUCUGUACUGAUUGACAAGAAUCUUUAUCAGUUAACUAAAGAGGUUGACAAAAUGAUUUAUUAUUGCAAAAAAACGAAUUGUGAUGAUGUGACGUAAUUUUUCUGUCAACGGCAUGACAUGUACGGGCCCUUGAUAUAAGUGUGAUAGAAAAGUGAUAAAGUGAAGUAAGAACGAACAAGAAACAAUACUGAUAGUGAUAACACUGAUCGAACGAUGAUUCGAGAAUGAAUAUUAAUAAUAAUGAAGUAGAAAGAUUAAUUCCAAUCAAGUUGAACAAUUAUUGAUUUUGGAUGUAACAAAUAUAAGAAUAGGUAAAGUAAAAAAGCAAUAAUUUACAGGAAUUCUUAUUAAUUAAUCUAAGUUUACCUUUGUUUAUUAAUACGUCAGUGAAACAAAUAAGUAGCCGUACCAUGAGUUGACACUUGACGUUUAAGUUAGACCCUGCGUAAACUUGAUCGCAGUCCAACUAGUUCGCACUGAUGUAUUGGUGCGAUAGAGAGGGAAUGCGAUCGAGUCCGCGCAGUCGUAAAAGUCAUAUUCCAUCUCGUGGUAGCCGUGCAGUUCGUGCCCGUAACAGACGUAAAAAAUGCAAUGUAUAAAACAGUUGAAUUAAUUACUUAAGGAUGUGAUAGUCAUAAGUGCAAAUGAGUUUAUAUAUUAUAAGGAUUACCAAUCAUUAUGUUUAUUACCAAUCAUUAAGUCAUGAAUUAUAUUCAUUAGUAUUAUAUAUGGAAUAAUAUUUACAACAUCAAUAAAUUGCUCUGAGAAUUGCUUAAGAUAAUUAUAUGUAAUACUGUCUUACUAUUCAUAAGUGAUAUUUGAACUUGAACUUAUGGAUCGUGUCAUUCACGAAGACGCGUGCUUUGGCACCUAUUGUCAUGUUAGUAAAGGUUAGAUUUGAGAAAUAUGCACGGCAUCGUGAAUGACGAGAUUUAGCAGAUGUGUGAUUUUACACUAAACUCCUAGUAUUUUUUAAACUGCUGUAUUAACGCCUAAUGUACUACACGAAGUACAUACCAUGAAUAGUGAUUUACACUAAAGCGGUUUUAUAUCAAUAUUAUUGUUAUGUACAGCAAUUUUCAUUUCUUUAUUUAAACUUUGCUCAAAAUACAAACAAAUAUUGUUAAAAUGGCGGACUUUAAUGCCUAAUGGCAAUCUCUAUCAGUACACCCGGCCAAACAGACAUGUAAAAAUGGUGCAAGGAGAAAGAAAUAUGAAAUAUUAGAACUUAGAACUAUCGAAAACAACUGAAAAACAUGAUUCAAUUUUUAAUGUUGCCAUUUUGGAAAAAAUUGCUGGAAAAACGAGAUAUCAAAUAUUUGUGCUUCGUGUAGUACAUUCGGCACUCAUUGUUACUGUAAAGUUUAUAUCACGGCUGAACUACCAUUAAUUUAUACUUGUAGUAAAGUCACGCUUAAAAUAUUGAUACAGACAAUGUGCCAAAAUGAUGUACACACUACCUUAAUAUGUAUAUGAGCAAUAAGGUAGUGUAUACAUAUUUUUUGCACUUUGUCCGGAUAUUUUCAGACGUGACUGUGUACGGUCGCGGAAAUUGAUUCUUUAGCAACUUGCGGUUCAAGUAAAUUUGGCUGUACAUACUUAUGGUAAGAGCUGUCCAUUGUAACGUGACACGUUAACUGCUAAAGAAUCAAUUUCCUCGACUGUACAUGGUGAAGAUAAUAACCAUAACUAUGUACACGUAAUUUGUAUGAUAACUUUGUGUUCACAUAGACGAAAUGUAAAUAAAAUAUUAAUAUAGUUAGGAGAAUCAUGUCAAAUAUAUUAUGAAAGCUAAACUGCUGCCAUAAUUUGUAGCUUUUAUAAAUGACUAUCAAAAAUCGUUGAAGCUUUCGUUUUUGAUGUAAAUAAAUUUAAUAUACAAUUAUAAAGUACCUAUGCCUUCCUUUUCGCGAAUUAAUUAGUAUAUCUAACAUAUUAACGUAAUUAAAUAAAAUGAAUAAAUUGAAAAA
Molecule: messenger RNA, 5270 nt
Organism: Cydia pomonella (codling moth)
Lineage: Eukaryota; Metazoa; Arthropoda; Insecta; Lepidoptera; Tortricidae
Gene: TBC1D5
Product: TBC1 domain family member 5
Exons: 13
Coding region: 782-2365 (527 amino acids)
Biological process (GO): activation of GTPase activity
Molecular function (GO): GTPase activator activity
Source: RefSeq, a predicted model, not a curated record